ACGUUAUGAAAAUGUCACAUCAAUAUUUAUUUAAAUAUUUUAUAUUGAUUGUUGUUUUUGUCGAUAUUAAAAUUGCUCUUGCUGAUGAUGAUGAUGACGGGUGUGUGAUAAGCUUCAGUGAUGUGGUGGAAGAGUGCGACGGCUUCAACAAUCAGUUUGCAAAAUUGAAAUCCAUGUCCUUAGGAUAUUCUCACAAUAAUGGAAGUGGAGUCAGCCUAUCUGGCACAAUAAGUUUGUUCGACGAAAUUGAUGACGGAUAUCAGUUAGAGUUACAAAUAGCAAAAGUGUCAGGAUCAUCGUGUAAUGAUAUUAUGUGGAUAGCAGCCAGUAAUAUUUGUGCUAGUUUGAAGGAGGAAGACAUGCCAUGGUACGAACUAGUAAAGAAUUUGAACCUAAAAGAAUGUCCAAUUGCUAAGGCUGACUAUCCCAUGGAGAAUCUACUUAUAGAAGGUGGCUCGGCAUCGGACUUCUGUACCCCCGAAAUGGUUGGUGAAUAUUGCGUACAGUUAUCGAUCACAGACAGCAUGAACAAGCAAGUAGUAUGUUACACUUCAUACAUCAGUGUAGAGGGCGACAAUAAAUAACUUCAAAUUAUUUAUAAAAUCAAAUAACUUUAACUAUCAAAAUCAUUCUAUCAAUAUUUUAAAAUCUGACUUCAUUGUUAUAUAAUUGUAAUACGAUAUAAUUGUUAAAUUUAUAAACUUACUUAAACUUAA
Pieris brassicae (large cabbage white) is the source of this 716-nucleotide messenger RNA. RefSeq lists its product as uncharacterized. Bases 6 to 584 code for a protein of 192 amino acids. The transcript is spliced from 4 exons. Lineage: Eukaryota; Metazoa; Arthropoda; Insecta; Lepidoptera; Pieridae. The record is from RefSeq and is a predicted model, not a curated record.